Messenger RNA from Dermatophagoides farinae (American house dust mite), 3115 nucleotides. RefSeq names its product long-chain-fatty-acid--CoA ligase 4. The record is from RefSeq and is a predicted model, not a curated record. Lineage: Eukaryota; Metazoa; Arthropoda; Arachnida; Sarcoptiformes; Pyroglyphidae. Gene Ontology annotation, cellular component: endoplasmic reticulum; lipid droplet; plasma membrane. Gene Ontology annotation, biological process: long-chain fatty acid metabolic process; long-chain fatty-acyl-CoA metabolic process; neuron differentiation. Gene Ontology annotation, molecular function: palmitoyl-CoA ligase activity.
UAUAAAUUCCAAGAAUUUGACACGAAUACGAAAGAAAAUUAUUGACACCCAGAAAAAAAAUGCAAAACACAAAACUCAAAUGUGCACACACGUUGUUGCCUGAAACGGGAAAAGGGAAACAAAUUUACGCAUACGUCUUUUAUGAAUGAUCAUUGUACUGGGCUCAAAUUUAAAUUGUGUGAGUUGGAAUUUUUUUUUUUUCACCCUCACGACCGAGGGUGAGCAGAUGAGCAGAUGAUUUACAACUGGUUUAGCGGAAACUUUCUUUUCUCAUAUAAUAAUUUUUAUUUUCCAGAAUUUUCUAACUUCAACUGUCCUUAUUAUAUCUUCAGGUAGAUAGAUUUUUCAUCAAAAUAAAAUCAACAAAUCUUUUUUUUUUUUUUUUUGGUUGACGACAACUACAUUUCAUUUAUCAGCACCGCCACUAUCAUCAUCAUCAUCAUCAUCAUCAUAAAAUAUAGGAAGCUAUUUAAAUCAAUGCUGUGGUGGUUUUUUUUUCUCAUGAUCAUUUUCAUUCUGAAUUUUUUUUUCCAAAUAUGUUCAUCUUUCCAUUAUAACAUCGUGAUUAAAUCCAACACAUAUCGAGAAAUUAAACAUCGUCACUCUGCAUACAACAACUUUGACCAACAACGUCCAAACAAUGAUUAUCGAAUUCCUAUCGGAUACGUUUAUGAUCAAAACAAAUAUGAUGGAUCAAUGGUUUAAUAAUUUAUUCCUCAUCAUAUUUGAUAUUUUGGUCACCAUUUAUACAUACAUUACAUUACCGAUUUAUAUUCUACGACAAAAACCAGAAAAUGUUCUGAAAAAAUCACAACGAAUUCGUGCAAAACAAUUGAAUGAAAAUGAUCCCAAAUCACCAUGGUUUGGUGUUCUGGAUCGUCAACAAUAUCGUGGAAGUGUUGUCGAUAUUGUCGAAACUAUUGAUGAAUUGUGCAACAAUUUGGAAAAAUAUAUGUCAUUACAGAAUAAAGCUGUUGGUUAUCGUCGUGUAUUGCGUGAAUAUGUUGUUUAUGGAUCGGAUGGUAUAACACCAUUGAAAAUUGAUGGAAAAAUUAUUAAAAAACGUGAAUUAUCCGAUUAUAAUUGGUUAUCAUAUGAACAAUUAUUUGAACGAAAAAAUCAUAUUGCCAAAGGAUUACUUUCCGCCGGUAUUAAACGUAAUGAACCAAUAGCAAUUCUAUGUGAAACUUGUGCCGAAUAUCUAAUGAUGGAAUUUGCAAUAGCACGUGCCGGUUUUGUUCAAGUGAAUGUAUUUCCUACACUUGGUGAAUCCGGUAUUGCACAUGCAAUCAAAGAAACAAAUUCAAAAUUUAUUUUUACAUCAUGGGAUCUAUUGCCGAAAAUUCGUUCAGUCAUUCAAAAAUACAAAUUGGAUGUAUCAAAAAUUAUCUACAUUGAACGAAGAGCGGAAACUGUUUCUGAUGAAAUUAUUGCAAAGGAAAAAGAUUUUAUCGAACCGAUAAAUCAAUCAAUUUUUGUCCCAUUAACAAAAAUCGAACAGGAUGGCCAAUCAUGUAAUGAUGAUGAUGUAGCGAUUUGUAAACCAUUGGAUAAGGAUCAAGUUGCUUUUAUUGUUUUCACUUCAGGCAGUACCGGUGUACCGAAAGGUGUACAAUUAACAUCGAAUCAAAUGAUUCAAGUUUGCCAUCAAAUGUUACCAUCACUUUCAGAAUAUAUUGGUAAUGGUCUAAAAAAUAUUUACGUGGCAUAUUUACCACAAGCACAUAUUUUCGAAUCCACUUGUGAAUUUCUUAUAUUCGGUCUUGGUAUACCAAUUGGUUUUGCCAGUCCAUUCACAUUGACCGAAUCAUCACCCGGUCUUGCUCCCAAUACUAAAUCCGAUUUAGUUCUACUUCGUCCGACAUUUAUGAUUUCUGUGCCAUUAGUUUUACAACGAAUACAGAAACAGAUCUAUAAUAAACUUGAAUCACGUUCCUCGAUUUUCAUUCCAUUAUUUAAUUAUUUAAUGAAAUAUAAAAUUAUUUGGACCCAAAAAGGUUUUGCAACACCUCUUAUUAAUAGAAUAUUUUGUAAAAAAAUUCGUGAACAAUUUGGUGGACGUUUAGAUAAGAUAAUUGUUGGUGGUGCACCAUUAUCAUCCACUCUACAAUCAGUGAUUAAAGCAGCAUUGGAUACGACGCUCGUACAAGGCUAUGGAAUGACAGAAACAUGUGGUGCAUGUUUCUGUAUGGAUAACGAUGAUCUUACUUAUGGCUGUACUGGUGCACCAAUGUUGGGUGUUUAUGCUAAACUUGAUGAUUGGAAUGAAGGUGGUUAUCGAACCAGUGAUCUACCUAAUCCACGUGGCGAACUUUUAGUUGGUAGUAAAGCGAAUUGUCUUGGAUAUCUUAAUAAACCGGAUGCAACCAAUGAAUUGCUCGUUAAGGAUGAAAAAUUAAACAUUAAUUGGGUACGGAGUGGUGAUAUAGCUGAAGUUUAUCCUGAUGGUACAUUCAAAAUAGUUGAUCGUAAAAAAGAUCUGGUUAAAAUGGCCAAUGGUGAAUAUGUAUCGUUGGGCAAGAUUGAAACAACAUUGAAAAAUUGUAAUUAUAUCGAUCACAUCUGUGUAUUUGGUAAUGCAUUGGCCAACUAUCUUGUUGCAUUAGUGGUACCUAAUGAAGAAAAAUUGGUUCAUCUAGCACAAACACAUCGCAUUCCAAAUGAAGCACGAUCAACAAAUCGUAUGUCUGAAAUUCUAUUGAAAUCAGUACGUGAAACUGGUAUUGAAAAUGGAUUGAAAAAAGUAGAAAUACCUACAAAAAUUCAAAUUGUAUCGGAUGAAUGGACACCUGAUAAUGAAAUGCUUACAGCAGCAAUGAAACUUAAACGUAGUUCAAUUAAAACACGUUAUUUUUCCGUUAUUGAUGAUUUAUUUAAUGAUUCACAAAGCAAUUCCACCGAAAUAUAAACGCAACUAUAACAAACCAACCACACACACAUUCUCCACAUAUUUUAAUUUAUCUAAUUAAUAUAUUUCAUUCUUUGCAAUCGUAAUCUUAACAAAUCAAAAAAAAAAUCCACAAAAACGGUGAUUGUUAUGCAAAAAUUGUUUGUUUUAUUCAAAUUCAAAAUUUAUUUUAUGAUAUGAAUUUAUUAAAAUUUAAAAUUUUAUCAA